UGCUAUUGAUGAGUGCAACAGAUGAAGUGUAACUGGUUAAAAGAAAAGUUUUAAUUAGUGUUUUUAAUGAUAGGAAUGAUCGAGCGUGUAUGUAUAGAAUAAGUUAGAUAACUACUCAAAUUAUCUCUGUCAGUUAUGGAUGAGCAAACACAUUACAAUUGAGAAACUUUAUAGCCUUUUGAAACGUAGUAGUGAUGGUGAUUCAAGAUGAUAUAAACAGAGCUAAAGCGUGAUUCGAUUAUGAUUUUAUGUGAAAGAUACCUUGAUCAUAAAAAGCAUUGAUGUCUUUUAAAACAGAAACUGAUAGAAGCAACAGUAUUAUAUCAGUUGUCAACUUAAGAAUUGCUUCAUCACUCGGUAGCCUGAGCCUCCUCACAGCUACCCCACAAAGGUUCCAAAUGAGACGUCGCCUGGCUGCCCUUGCCGCUCGAAAAGUCAGCAGUAUUAAAAGCAACAGGAUCAAAAGGACGAUUCAGCAGACCGACGACUUAGUCCCAGUGUGGCAAAGUUAAUUGCUUCAGGCAAUCAAAUUGUUCAGUCCCAUCACACGAUGAUUUCAGCGAGGAUCGUAUCAGUGUUUUCAGCCGCUACUGGCUAAAUUUUGUCACCAAGCUGUGAUGUUAUUCAGAAGCCCGCUCGGUUACGUCCAAAACAGGAACAAGUCAUUCGUAACAUAUUAAGGGACAGUAAACCUAGAGACGUCAUGGACAAGAUCAAACUGGCGAGAGAAUGCCAAUACAACGGCGGAGGAUGGUGCGUGUUUCGAGAAGUCGAAAUUCGUCGGAGUCAGCACCAGCAAAUGCAACGGUAUCUGUAGAUGCUGGAGUAACGCAAAGGGGACCAGUGUCGUUUGACAUCUCGUCCGUUGAACAACGCGAGGCCAUUCGUAAGCAGAGGUACGAUGGGAUGCCGCUGCGAUACGCGCGUCUACUCAGCCGAAGAGAAAAAGCCUGCCCCGGAUGUUCUCGCCAAAGGCCUAUCACAGGGCCGCAACUGCACCAAUAUGACGUGGAUCGUCGUUCUUGUACUCUAUUCGGCGUUAAUGCUGUUCGUUUCGAUCGAAGCGAUUCGGUUAGCAAAUCCGUGGAAAUUCAUUUACGGAACAGAUUCUAACCGAGACGUGUGCGGAAUGCGAAAUCGAGUCUCCGGGAACGACCUUACCUCGAAACCGUUCCUGUAUCAGGAGACCAGCAGCUGUGUGACAACAUGCCCUCUUGGAUACGUGGUUUCGCGACUUCAACGAUGCGUCCGCGACGCGACCUAUUUUCGAAAUCUAAGCGGAGCGGUCGAAAGUUCGGAACGUCCUGUCGAUUCGAGUCACCAUAUACAGCAACAGCACCGAGAACAACGGCAGCGGCGCGAAUUACGACAAAUGUCUCCUGUUAGCCAGGACGCCAUCUAUCGCUUUUCGAUUCUUCCCGGAAAGCAAGGCAAACAAAUGGAGGGACUCUUAGAAAGCAUUGUCCAGAACAUCUCUCUGUGUCGCCUGGAAUUGUUUUACAUGUGUCUGAUAGCGGUUGGAUGCAGUGUCUUUAUCGUUUUGCUGCUUCGGUUUCUCACUAAUUUGAUCGUCUGGUUCUUUCUGUUAACUAUUACGGCGCUGUCGAUCGGCUCGACAAUAUUCCUUUGGCUUCAAUACGACCUCAAGCAAAGACGUAAAGAACCGAGCCACCUUUUCUAUUACGGGGCGAUUUCCUCUACAGUUGGGGCGGCUGUGUAUCUUCUUAUUCUCUUCGUACUUCGAAAACGAAUUCAUCUCACAGCGACAUUAUUCCAAGAAGCUGGCCGUGCUCUUUCCUCAUUACCGCUUCUCUUUCUACAGCCUCUUUGGACACUAGUCGUCUCGAUCGGCUUCUCCGCUCUAUGGCUAUAUUCGUUCAUGUUUGUCGUCGCGGCGGCAGCUGAUGUUCAACGCAAACGGGAAGACGAAGGUUAUAAUCAUACCCUUGGCCAAAUGGUGUACACGUCGAGCCCUAGUUAUGAUAAACACCUCGCCAAUAUUUUCAUGUGUGGUCCAUGGCUGCAUUUAUUGGGACUUUUAUGGUGGACACGCAUCUUUCUUGCUUGUCAGCAUUUCAUCAUCGCAGGAUCCGUUGCAUCGUGGUAUUUUUCAAGGUACAAAAACGCCCUUGGAUUUCCGAUUUUACGGGCGACAAGCAUUCUCGUGGCAUACCAUUUGGGCUCCAUCAUCUUGGGCUCACUAUUGACAUCGUUGAUGCAGCUUUUGCGAAUUACGCUGGCGGUUGCGAGCAAGAUUGCUGCACACAACCGAUGUUCACAUUGUUGUACAGUGUGUUGUUCCUGCUGUCUCGCCAUCUUCGAGCGAUUUUUAAAGUAUAUCAACAGAAACGCCUAUAUCUUGAUUUCUAUCCACGGAUAUCCGUUUUGCGAGGCAGCCCAUGAGGCGUUCGGCCUCUUAAGCUCGAACAUUCUGCGUCUUUCAGCCAUUAACUCGGUUGGCGACUUCAUUCUUUUUCUUGGCAAGGUCGCUGUUGUUGCAGCAUCGGUUAUCUUCGGUUUGGAAAUGCAGCAGGCAGGCGAAAUGCAGGAAAUGGGCGUUUCAUAUUACUGGGUCCCGAUCCUGCUCGGAGCUAUUUUUGCAUGGCUGAUUGCCGAUUACUUCUUAGCAGUGUACGAGAUGGUGAUUGAUACGGUGUUUUUGUGUUUCUGCGAAGAUACGCGUCUUCACGAUGGAACCACUCAACCAUAUUAUAUGGGCGCUUCUUUAAUGGCGUUCGUAAACAAAGGACGUCGGAAGAAACGGAAGGUCUCAACAGAGAGUGCGGUAACCGUCAUGACGCCGAUAUCAGAGUAAAUAAAUUGCGAAGAUGCUCAGAAAUUUGGGAAAAUAGGUUCUUGAGACGGUUCGCUGUGAACACGAUAGUACACAGAGAUAACGGUGUCCGUAAAAGUGUGGUUCAAUAUAUGUAUGUUAGGAAAACUAUUCUGCGAGAAAUACUAGCGAAAAUUCAAUGUGAAACGGCAGCUUAACAUAAAGUUAUAGGUUGCGAGCAUUUUCGACGAGUCGGGUCUUUUUAAAUGAGAUAAUGCACUUGGACAACUGAUGUCAUCUUCUUUAUUCAUAUCGUGCAUAGGGACGAGUGCGCGCUGAAGCUUAUUCAUUAAGAAACAGGAAAACACACUGUAAUCCAGAGCCACUGGGGGGAUCCCAGUUGAAACUAUAGAAAGACUAGAUACUUGACUAUAUGUGUAUAGCACCUUUCAAAGGUAAUCGGUGUAACUAACGUUACAAAAGUAAAAAUGCCAGAGAUUAAUAACGUUUCGAGGUCGAUCUAAACACCAUUUGAAAAUUAACUGACACCACCACCACCACCACUACCCCUAAUUUUUUCAAAUAAUAACUUUCUCCUUCUCUAUUUUUUUUUUUUUAUUCAAAAAGAAUUCUAUUUUAGUCCGAUGAAAUAGUUUACAAGCUUUUUAUUUUAGUACUAAAUCCGUGACAGCUUCUUGCACUGCACAAAUACGCACCUAUAUCUUCAUCGCACUGGAAUCGUACCAUUAACAUUAUCUUCACUGUUCUGAUUACCUUUGAUUGCUGUUGGACUGACUUGAAGAUUUCGACACAAACCUACCCUAUCCGAUACAUAAACGGCAAGCUUUUUAAAACGUAGUCACGAAGACGCGGACCACACCCAAUAUUGCCGUAAGCACGUCCACACGACUUAAGAGUUUCGUAUCGUAUUUGUAUAGGCAUAUAUCUUUUUGCCUAACUUAUUAAGUCUGACAAUCAUAAACACUGGUUUAUGUCUCGUCCCAUACCUUGGUGCGGACAGCUGUGGUUUUUGUUUUACGUAUAUUGAUACGACGUAGCUUGCACAACAAUUUUAUUGAUAAAUAAUCCUAAUCGGGUAAAGUUUCCGGUUCUCAUGGAAAAAUCCUAGCUUUAUUUCUUUUAUCAGAUCGAGUUGAUGAUAAACAUAAAGUGAGAAAAGUUUAUUCUUUAAUGAAGACUGUUAUCUAACGUGCUAUGAAGCUCGGAAAAUCGUUAAAUCUCAAAUUUUUCUAACAAUGUGCUAUAUAAGGUUGAAAAAGGUGCAUGUGCUGAAUUAGGAUUGCGGUUAUGGUAGAAAUCGUUCGACAGAGCAGUUUGCUUGUCGAAUUGAAAUUGGAAAGAAAAAAAAACACUUUCUAUACAUAUAAAACGAAGAAAGGAGACGACAAAAGUAGAUACUUAAAAGUCUGUGUAAAUGAUCAUACUUUUUGCUGUGACCUAUGUAACAACUGUUCAUUUUCGUGAAUAAAUAAUCAGGUUUUGAACUAAGAAGGAUUAAAAAUUAUCGUAAUCUUUUUAGCGUAUAGCGAUAUUAAGUGAAUCAUUUUAUCUGUUUCUGCAACUAAGUCGAUCGGCCUGCAUGUAGUUCUGUAUGUGUCGUUUUACGGGAAUUGUGACUGGUCGUAUUGGGAAUUUGAAACUGACGUAAUGGGGCCUGAAAUAUCAUAUAUUAAUAUAUAGCCAAGAGCC
Molecule: messenger RNA, 4483 nt
Organism: Varroa destructor (honeybee mite)
Lineage: Eukaryota; Metazoa; Arthropoda; Arachnida; Mesostigmata; Varroidae
Product: choline transporter-like protein 1
Biological process (GO): transmembrane transport
Cellular component (GO): membrane
Molecular function (GO): transmembrane transporter activity
Source: RefSeq, a predicted model, not a curated record